UUUCACUCCGACAUCUUAACGGUGGGACAUCAUGCCUCCUAAAGACGCCAAGGGGAAGGGGAAGGAUUCCGGGAAGUCCAAAAAGGACAAGGAUCCAGCCAACAAAUCCGGAGGCAAAGCCAAAAAGAAGAAGUGGUCCAAGGGAAAGGUGAGGGAUAAGCUCAACAACCUGGUCCUCUUCGACAAGGCCACCUAUGAAAAGUUGAACAAGGAAGUGCCCAACUACAAGCUCAUCACACCAGCAGUUGUGUCCGAGAGGCUAAAGAUCAGAGGGUCUCUGGCUAGGGCUGCCCUCCAGGAACUGCUCAGCAAAGGCAUGAUCAAGUUGGUGUCAAAACACAGAUCGCAGGUGAUCUACACACGUAACACCAAGGGUCCCGAGGAGGAGGGUGGUGUUGUGGUUCCAGACAAGCCAGAGAAGCCUGAGAAGGCAGCUAAGGCAGCAAAGGGAGAGAAGGGAGAAAAGGAAGAGAAAGCAUAAACUGGUUGUGAUUCCUGUGUUCAGAUGUGAUGUACGGUGAAUAAAAUUCUUAAAAGAGAUUUGCAUUUCGUUUUUUUGUAUUCCUUGUGAUAUUCUCCCUGAUGUAGCUCCAGAUCAUUUAGCUUGAAUGAGUUGACACUCGAUUGCAUUUGGCUGGAGAUCCGUCAAUCUAGUUUCAGAAUGACAACUCUAUUUGAUAUUCUAAUGUACACAGCAAUUGAUCUAACAAUAUCCACAAGGUGCAAACCUUGAUUUUGAACAAAUUGGGGUUACAAUAUCACAAUGUUUCCUCUGCAUGAAAACACUUAAACUCACUUCAACUUCACUAUGAACAUCAUUGCCAAAUCCAGGGCCUCAGACCUGCCAAUAACAAACCCUGCCAUUGACUGUUGGUGUUUUUUUUAGCUUUGCCCUUGCAUCAAAUAAGUUUGAAAAUGUAAUCCCGAUGGGAGAGGACAGUGCUGUGGCGUGUAACAUAAAACUAAGUGGUGUGACGUGUUGUGGCGGUAUUACACUAUCAAAAUGGUGCUUUGGGACUGAAGACGAGCGGGCUGAGGCGUCCCCUUGGAGGCCCACUGCUGAGGAUGUUUACACCUCACUUAGUGUGUUGUGUUCAAUUAGUAUCAAUGCUUCCCUUUAUAAUGGAACUCGCCCAACCCUACAUUUGUGCUUUCACUUGAGCUGUAUUUGUUAAUUUUGUCACCCAUUAAAUUCAGUAGGACCUCCGGGUUCCUGUAUUCC
Oncorhynchus mykiss (rainbow trout) is the source of this 1222-nucleotide messenger RNA. RefSeq names its product 40S ribosomal protein S25 (gene rs25). The record is from RefSeq and is marked provisional. Lineage: Eukaryota; Metazoa; Chordata; Actinopteri; Salmoniformes; Salmonidae.